AGCAGCCGAGGAGCUCCAGCCACUUUAAGGGUUAACAAAGGACAACGGAGCCGCAGGAAAGAGCGCAACCGAGGGACGUCCCUUUCCUGCCCCGCCUCUCUGCGAUAAAUGGAGCCUCCCUUUGUGUGUGCAGGGAUGUUGGCGAGCGGGGUUGCACGGAGGGAGCCUCGAAAGAAAGGAUACAUCUGGGGGAUCAAGGCUAAGGGAGAAACAUCCAAAGUAUCACUGGAAAAAGCUGAGGAGCAGAUGCAGGAGCAGAAACUGAGGAGUCAAGAUGGAGCAAAGAGACAAGAGGAAAGACAAACUCACACAGGGGAGAAACCUUAUAAAUGCUUGGAGUGUGGAAAGAGCUUCAGUCAGAGUAACACCCUUACUUUGCAUCACAGAACUCACACAGGGGACAAACCUUAUAAAUGCUGGGAGUGUGGAAAGAGCUUCAGUCAGAGUGGCCACCUUACUUCGCAUCAAAGAUCUCACACAGGGGACAAACCUCAUACGUGCUUGGAGUGUGGAAAGAGCUUCAGGUGGAGUAGCGCCCUUACUUCGCAUCAAAGAACUCACACAGGGUACAAACCUUAUAAAUGCUUGGAGUGUGGAAAGAGCUUCAGUAAGAGUACCAACCUUACUUCACAUCAAAGAAGUCACACAGGAGACAAACCUUAUAAAUGCUUGGAGUGUGGAAAGAGCUUUAGUCAGAGUAGCACCCUUACUUUGCAUCACAGAACUCACACAGGGGAAAAACCUUAUAAAUGCUUGGAGUGUGGAAAUACCUUCAGUAAGAGUACCAACCUUACUUCACAUCAAAGAAGUCACACAGGGUACAAACCUUAUAAAUGCUUGGAAUGUGGAAAGAGCUUCAGUCAGAGUAGCAACCUUACUUUGCAUCAAAGAACUCACACAGGGGACAAACCUCAUAAAUGCUUGGAGUGUGGAAAGAGCUUUAGUCAGAGUAGUACCCUUACUUUGCAUCAAAGAACUCACACAGGGGACAAACCUUAUAAAUGCUUGGAGUGUGAAAAGAGCUUCAGUCGGAAUGACCAUCUUACUUUGCACCACAAAACUCACACAGGAGACAAACCUUAUAAAUGCUUCGAGUGCGGAAAAAGCUUCAGAUGGAGUAGCUCCCUUAUGGUGCAUCAAAGAUCUCACACAGGGGACAAACCUUAUCAAUGCUUGGAGUGUGGAAAGAGCUUCUGUCAGAGUGGCCAGCUUACUUCGCAUUACAAAACUCAUACAGGGGACAAACUUUAUAAAUGCUUCGAGUGUGGAAAAAGCUUCAAAUGGUGUAGCGCCCUUACGGUGCAUCAAAGAUCUCACACAGGGGACAAACCUUAUAAAUGUUUGGAGUGUGGAAAGAGCUUCAGUCAGAGUGGCCACCUUACUUCGCAUCAACAAACUCACACAGGGGACAAACCUUAUAAAUGCUUGGAGUGUGGAAAGAGUUUCAGUCAGAGUAGCAACCUUACUUCUCAUCAAAGAACACACACAGGGGACAAACCUUAUAAAUGCUGGGAGUGUGGAAAGAGCUUCAGUCAGAGAGGCCACCUUACUUCGCAUCAAAGAACUCACACAGGGUACAAACCUUACAAAUGCAUGGAGUGUGGAAAGAGCUUCAGUCAGAGUGGCCACCUUACUUCGCAUCAAAGAACUCACACAGGGGACAAACCUCAUACGUGCUUGGAGUGUGGAAAGAGCUUCAGUCGGAGUAGCAACCUUACUUCGCAUCAAAGAACUCACACAGGGUACAAACCUUAUAAAUGCUUGGAGUGUGGAAAGAGCUUCAGUCAGAGUACCAACCAUACUUUGCAUCAAAGAACUCACACAGGGGAUAAACCUCAUAAAUGCUUGGAGUGUGGAAAGAGCUUCAGUCAGAGCAGCAGCCUGACUUCGCAUCAAAGAACUCACACAGGGGGUAAACCUCAUAAAUGCUUGCAGUGUGAAAAGAGCUUCAGUCGGAAUGACCACCUUACUUUGCACCACAAAACUCACACAGGAGACAAACCUUAUAAAUGCUUCGAGUGUGGAAAAAGCUUCAGAUGGAGUAGCUCCCUUAUGGUGCAUCAUAGAAGUCACACAGGGGACAAACCUUAUCAAUGCUUGGAGUGUGGAAAGAGCUUCAGUCAGAGUGGCCACCUUACUUUGCACCACAAAACUCACACAGGAGAGAAACCUUAUAAAUGCUUCGAGUGUGGAAAAAGCUUCAGAUGGAGUAGCUCCCUUAUGGUGCAUCAUAGAAGUCACACAGGGGACAAACCUUAUCAAUGCUUGGAGUGUGGAAAGAGGUUCAGUCAGAGUGGCCACCUUACUUUGCACCACAAAACUCACACAGGAGACAAACCUUAUAAAUGCUUCGAGUGUGGAAAAAGCUUCAGAUGGAGUAGCUCCCUUAUGGUGCAUCAUAGAAGUCACACAGGGGACAAACCUUAUCAAUGCUUGGAGUGUGGAAAGAGCUUCAGUCAGAGUGGCCACCUUACUUCGCAUCACAGAACACAUACAGGGAACAAACCUGAUACUUGCUUGUAGUGUAGAAUGGCUACCUUCAGGCACAUCAAAGGAUCCGUUCAAAGGAAGAGAUGUAUAGAUGCUUUGAAUUUGGAAAAAGCUUUAAGCGGAGUUCAACUCUUUCUGUGCAUCAAUGGAUCCAUAUGGGGAAGCCAGGCUACCAACAGGAUUUUUAUGGGGAGUUUCAGACCCCUGACAAUCUUCUUCUCUUAGCUUAACCACAGACUGUUCCACUUCCCUUCACCUGCUAUUUUGAUGGCGUGUCAGUUUUUGCUUUGCAGUGACAG
This is a messenger RNA of Rhineura floridana, 2789 nucleotides long. RefSeq names its product zinc finger protein 845-like. Lineage: Eukaryota; Metazoa; Chordata; Lepidosauria; Squamata; Rhineuridae. The record is from RefSeq and is a predicted model, not a curated record. Bases 109 to 2523 code for a protein of 804 amino acids. The transcript is spliced from 3 exons.